Pelmatolapia mariae (spotted tilapia) is the source of this 2835-nucleotide messenger RNA. RefSeq names its product aminopeptidase N-like. The coding region runs from base 1 to 2835 and encodes 944 amino acids. Gene Ontology annotation, biological process: peptide catabolic process; proteolysis. The transcript has 23 exons. Gene Ontology annotation, cellular component: plasma membrane; cytoplasm. Gene Ontology annotation, molecular function: metalloaminopeptidase activity; peptide binding; zinc ion binding. The record is from RefSeq and is a predicted model, not a curated record. NCBI's taxonomy places the organism in Eukaryota, Metazoa, Chordata, Actinopteri, Cichliformes, Cichlidae.
AUGGGAAAAACCUGCAGAGUCAGUACUCUGUGUGUUUUGUGUGUAAUCUUAGCCUUGGUCUCCAUAGCAACCAUUGUCACAUUGUGGACUCUUGCCCUGACAGAUCAUGGUGAUGUUACAGCUCCUUGGGACAGCUACCGUCUCUCCAUGGAUGUGAUUCCUGAGUACUACAACGUCACCAUAUGGCCUCGUCUCAGUCCAGACCCAAACAAUGGUCUCUACAUUUUCACAGGCCAGUCCACUGUACAGUUUGAGUGUGUGAAAGAAACAAAUUUGAUACUGAUUCAUUCCAGUCAACUGAGCUACACCAGGCAAGACAACAAACACAUGGCCAGUGUCACCACUGCAGAUGGUGCAGCUGUUCCUAUUAUAAAAUCAACAUGGCUGCAGCCAGAAACACAGUAUCUGGUUAUCAACUUAAAAAGUAAAUUACAUCAAGGACAGAAGUAUCAGCUGUACACUGAGUUCACUGGAGAACUAGCUGAUGACUUGUCAGGGUUUUACAGGAGUGAGUAUGAAGAACAUGGAUUACAAAAGAUAGUUGCCACCUCUCAGAUGCAUCCAACUUAUGCCAGGAAGACCUUUCCUUGUUUUGAUGAGCCAGCUUUGAAAGCCAUUUUCCAUAUAACGCUCAUUCACCCGCCUGGAACAGUAGCCCUUUCAAAUGGCAUGGAAAGAGAUAUUGCUAACAUCACCAUUGAUGGAGUAAGUUGGACAAAAACCAAGUUUGAACCCACCAAGAAAAUGUCCACCUAUCUGUUGGCCAUCAUUGUCUCUGACUACACAUAUAUCAAUACCACACAAAAAGACCCUCAGAUUCGUAUCUGGGCUCGAAGGAAGGCCAUUGACCUAGGACAGGGAAACUAUGCUCUCAAUGUAACUGGACCCAUACUGGACUUCUUCCAGUCAUACUAUAACAUUGCCUACCCUCUAACUAAAUCAGACCAAAUUGCUCUACCAGACUUUUAUUAUGGUGCAAUGGAGAAUUGGGGUUUGGUGACCUACAGGGAAACCAAUCUUCUUUAUGACCCUGAAACUUCCUCCAGUAGGAAUAAAGAGAAGACUGCCACCAUUAUUGCCCAUGAAUUAGCACACAUGUGGUUUGGUAACCUGGUGACCCUGCGCUGGUGGAAUGAAGUCUGGCUCAAUGAAGGCUUUGCUUCAUAUGUGGCUUACCUAGGAGCAGACCAUGCUGAGCCCACAUGGAAUGUUAGAGACCUGAUAGUACUUAACGAGAUUCAUAAAGUUUUUGCUGUCGAUGCCUUGACCUCUUCUCAUCCUCUGUCCUCUAACGAAGACAGUAUUCUCCUACCUAACCAAAUCAGUGAACAAUUUGAUGUCAUCUCAUACAGCAAGGGUGCAGCAGUGUUGAGGAUGCUUUCAGACUUUCUCUCAGAGCCAGUCUUCAUCCAGGGACUGAGUACUUACCUCAAUCACUUUGGAUACAGUAAUACAGUAGGGAAUGACUUGUGGCAUCAUCUGCAGAUGGCUGUGAAAGACAAUAAUGGUUCACUUCCUCAUCCAGUUGAUCGAAUUAUGAGUCCCUGGGUGCUUCAGAUGGGAUUCCCCGUGGUUACUAUAAAUACAGCCAUAGGGAAGGUAUCCCAGAAGCACUUCCUGCUGGAUGCAGAUUCUAACGUCACAGUCAAAUCACCUUACAACUAUGAGUGGCUGAUUCCUAUUCGAUGGAUGAGGGAUGGUACGGUCCAGAAAGAUAUCUGGUGGCUCAUGGAAAAGGAAGUGAUAAACUUAGAAAUGAGGAGUGAUGGUUUUUGGGUACUGGCCAACAUUAAUGUAACUGGAUAUUACCGGGUAAACUAUGACUUAGGAAACUGGGAACGCCUUUUCACCCAGCUUAAUACAAAUCACAAGGUUAUACCAGUGAUAAACAGAGCACAACUUGUGGAUGAUGCGUUCAGUCUGGCCAGGGCUCAGCUGCUCUCCACCUCUCUAGCCCUCAGGACAACCUCUUACUUGUCAAAGGAAACAGAGUACAUGCCCUGGCAAUCUGCUCUCAAUAAUCUGGACUAUUAUUACCUCAUGUUAGACCGUACGGAUGUCUAUCAGCCUAUGCAGGACUACAUAAGAAAGCAGGUGACUCCACUAUUCCUAUACUUCAAGAACAUGACCUCAGACUGGAGCAGUGUUCCUGUACAACACACCGAUCAAUAUAACCAGGAGAAUGCCAUUCGUAUGGCGUGCAGGAGUGGGGUACCAGAAUGCAAUAGCUUGACAACCACAUGGUUCAAAAAAUGGAUGGAGGAACCUCAACAAAAUAUGAUCCACCCCAACCUGCGUUCAGUGGUGUACUGCAGUGCUAUUGCAGCAGGUGAUGAGGCUGAGUGGGAGUUUGGAUGGUCACAAUUCAAGAUUGCUUCUGUAGCAAAUGAGGCCAACAAACUCAUGUUUGCAUUGGCCUGCACAAACAACAUAGAGCUGCUAAACAGGUAUCUGUCUUACACUUUAAACUCCACUAUCAUCCGGAAGCAGGAUGCCACCAGUGUCAUCACAUCUGUCGCCAGCAACAGAGCAGGACAAAAGCUGGCUUGGGACUUUGUCAGAAACCAUUGGGAAUACAUGUUCACAGAAUAUGGCGUGGGCUCUUUCUCCUUUGCUUCUAUGAUCACUGGGGUAACAGCGAGGUUCUCCACACCUGCUGAACUACAGGAGCUGAAGGAGUUUGUCGAGGCGCACAGUGCAACAGGGUUUGGUUCUGCCACACUGGCUGUAGAUCAGGCCCUGGAGAGGACCAGAAUGAACAUCAAGUGGCUGCAGACAAACAAACAGGAAAUCCUGAACUGGUUCAACAGUCAGAACGGAGAUCAGAUGCAGUAA